AUGUCGGACUCGGACAAGGCAGGCAACACCGCCGUGGCGGUUGGCAUCGAGCAUGCCCACAAGGAACAGGCUCCCCCGGCGGCCACGGUGGCCAUCGACAAGGCGGCAGAGCGGCGCCUGAGGAACAAGAUUGACCUGAUGAUUGUGCCCACGGUUGCCUUGCUGUACCUCUUCUGCUUCAUCGACCGCGCCAACAUUGGAAACGCCCGCCUCGCCGGCCUCGAGGCCGACCUAGGGCUCGUCGGCAACGACUACAACGCCCUGCUGUCCGUCUUCUACAUUUCCUACAUUGUCUGCGAAAUACCGUGCAACAUCCUCUGCAAGUGGAUGGGCCCCGGGUGGUUCCUCCCGACGACGUCGCUGGGCUUCGGCAUCGCCUCGAUCGGCACGGCCUUUGUGCACACCAAGUCGCAGGCCAUGGGCGUGCGAUUCAUCCUGGGCGUCUUCGAGGCCGGCAUGCUCCCCGGCAUCGCCUACUACAUGUCGCGCUGGUACACGCGUGCGGAGCUGACGUUCCGCCUGUCUCUGUACAUCGUCAUGGCGCCCCUGGCGGGUGCCUUUGGCGGGCUGCUGGCCUCGGCGAUCCUGACGCUGCCCAACUUUGGCAGCCUGCACAGGUGGCAGAUGAUUUUUGCAAUCGAGGGCAUCAUCACAAUCGGCCUGGCGCUCAUCUCGUUUCUCACCCUGACCGAUCGCCCCCAGACGGCGCGCUGGCUCAACGCCGAGGAGAAGCAGCUGGCGCUGGCGCGCAUCAACGUCGAGCGCGUGUCCACGCACGAGGUCCUCGACAAGCUCAACAAGACGAAGCUGCGGCGCGGCCUGUUCAACCCGGUGGUCCUGGGCACGGCCCUCAUCUUCGCCUUUGACAACGUGACGGUCCAGGGCCUGGCGUUCUUCCUGCCGACCAUUGUGCGGACCAUCUACCCGACCGCCACGACCGUCACGCAGCAGCUGUACACGGUGCCGCCGUACGUCGUGGGCGCCUUCUUCACGCUGCUGCUCCCGGGCAUCUGCUGGCGCACCGACAGCCGGCAGUACAUGGUCAUUGCGGCCGCGCCCAUGGUCAUGGCCGGCUACAUCAUGUUCCUGGCCAGCCACGCCUCGGCCGUGCGCUACGGCGCGACUUUUCUGAUUGCCAGCUCCGCGUUCGCCCUCGGGCCCAUCACCAACGCGCAGGUCAGCGCCAACGUGGUCAGCGACACGGCCCGCAGCACGGCCAUCGGGAUGAAUGUCAUGUUUGGCAACAUUGGCGGCCUCAUCUCGACCUGGUCGUUCCAGUCCUGGGACGGCCCCAACUACCCGAUCGGCAACGGGCUCAACCUCGCGACCUCGAGCUCCAUCCUCGUCUGCGGCACGCUGCUGCUGCUGUGGAUGAAGCGCGACAACCGCCGCCGCGCCGCCGAGAGCUCGCGCGAGGAGCUCAUCGGCAUGUCGGAGCAGGAGAUUGAGGACCUGGACUGGAAGCACCCUGAUUUCCGGUGGAACAUCUGA
Messenger RNA from Microdochium trichocladiopsis, 1491 nucleotides. RefSeq names its product major facilitator superfamily transporter. The record is from RefSeq and is a predicted model, not a curated record. Gene Ontology annotation, cellular component: membrane. Gene Ontology annotation, biological process: transmembrane transport. The transcript is spliced from 6 exons. The coding region runs from base 1 to 1491 and encodes 496 amino acids. Lineage: Eukaryota; Fungi; Ascomycota; Sordariomycetes; Xylariales; Microdochiaceae. Gene Ontology annotation, molecular function: transmembrane transporter activity.